AUAAUAGUGUGGGCAAAAAUGCAGGCAAAAAUACAGAUAAAGAUAUGGACGAAGAUACUAACAAAGGUUUUGACAAAGAUUCAGAUGAAGGUUUAGACAAAGGUACUAACAAGGAAAAUGAUUUUAAUAAUUGA
Messenger RNA from Racocetra fulgida, 134 nucleotides. The record is from the annotation of a GenBank genome assembly. NCBI's taxonomy places the organism in Eukaryota, Fungi, Glomeromycota, Glomeromycetes, Diversisporales, Gigasporaceae.